Molecule: messenger RNA, 814 nt
Organism: Vespula vulgaris
Lineage: Eukaryota; Metazoa; Arthropoda; Insecta; Hymenoptera; Vespidae
Product: apoptosis regulatory protein Siva-like
Exons: 4
Coding region: 152-652 (166 amino acids)
Biological process (GO): extrinsic apoptotic signaling pathway
Molecular function (GO): CD27 receptor binding
Source: RefSeq, a predicted model, not a curated record
UCUGUUGUGUGAUAUAUCGAAAAUUUAAUUUGGAAUACGAUUACGUAGAUUAUAGAAGAGACAAUGACUAUGGAAUGACGUUACGGUUAUGUUACUUUCAUCAGUGAAUAUCUCCGAGUUAAAGUUAAUAUUCUUGUAAAAUCAAAUAAAUAUGACAAAGCGAGCUUGUCCUUACGAGGAAAAUUUACUUCCUCAAUUAAAAGUACACGUGGGGCAAAGAGAAAUUGAUAAUGGAAUUGCCGAAAAAGAACGAAUGAAGCAAGUUUAUGAUAAAACCUUGAAUUUAUUAAAAGAAGGUGUUAAAGAAUAUUCACAGAAUUCGAAUACAAGUCAAAUGGAGUUAACUGAGUUACCAUUAACAAAAAUAACUUCUCGUGAAAUGAAGCCUGAACGUUCAAAACAAAUGAUUUUAAAUAGUAAAUUGCAAUUAGAAAGCAGUGAUAAAAUCAUAUCAGAUGCACAAGUCGACCUUUGUGGAUGUUGCAGAGUAAUAGAUUCAAAUUCAACAAACAAAUGUUUUUACUGUGAUCAAGUAUUAUGUACCUUUUGUUUAUGUCAAUGUAUCAAAUGUUGUGAGCUAUUCUGUCAAAAUUGUUCUUUACCCAUAUAUGAUACUGAACGAAAUCAUGUGUGUCUCAAUUGUUAUUAUUGAUCAAACAUAAAAUGCUAAGUUUUAUAUUUUAUUUUCUCUUACUUUUUGUAUUAUUGCAUGUAUUAUUUAAUAUUAUUAUUUAUAUGAGAUUAAAUUAAAAAUUUGUUUGCAGUGUGGAAUAAAAUUAUAUAAUAAUAAAUGAUCAAUAAUUUUUUCAACAUU